Messenger RNA from Papilio xuthus (Asian swallowtail), 534 nucleotides. RefSeq lists its product as uncharacterized. The transcript has 3 exons. Lineage: Eukaryota; Metazoa; Arthropoda; Insecta; Lepidoptera; Papilionidae. The record is from RefSeq and is a predicted model, not a curated record. Bases 45 to 404 code for a protein of 119 amino acids.
GUAAUCAUUUCGAAUUAUUGUGCAGACGAUAAAGAGACAUUACAAUGAACAAUUUUACUUUUGUCUUAUUUAUAUACGUUGCGAUACAACUAUCGUUCUUAGAAGCUUGUAAAAAACCGUUAAAUAGUUUGAAUGACGAAGGAUUUCGAAGUAUCAAUAGAGAUAUACAAGUUCAGAAUUACGCUGAUAUUAUAACGAACGCAAUAUUUGCACAUGCAAUAAGAAAAUUCUCUUACAUAAUAUCGGUACCGAAAUCGCUAGGAAUGGCAGCGAUUAUUAAUUUUUUACAACUAAUUGCUGGAUUUUUAUCAUUUAUUUUGGAUAACAAUUACAUGGCGUAUAUAUUGCCUAAUUUAUGGGGCAUAAUUACUGGUGCUAUCAGAUCACUCAACAGCGCAAGAUGACGAAAUAUAAGUCAAGAAGUUAAAUUGUAAAUAAAUUAGGUCAUUUGGAGAUAGCUUACAACAUUGAUAGACGGAUUUAAAAACGCCCAAGUUCUCAAUCGGACUAGGACAUCUACAAAUGGAUUAAGAG